UGUCUACGACUCUUCAGUCUUCUUCACUCACUCUUUGAAGCCUGCGUUAGUCUGGCUCCAUUUUGGUGUGAUCGAAGCAAAGAGUAUCAUCCAUUUUGCUACAGAUAUAGUCCCAAUGAGUGUGAGUGGAUACAAAUCGGAUGACGAAUACUCUGUAAUCGCAGACAAGGGAGAGAUUGGAUUUAUUGACUAUCAGAAUGAUGGAUCUGCUGGUUGCUACAAUCCAUUUGAUGAAGGUCCAGUUGUUGUUUCGGUUCCUUUCCCUUUUAAGAACGAGAAGCCUCAAUCGGUUACUGUUGGAGAGACUUCUUUUGAUUCCUUCACUGUCAAGAACACUACGGAUGAGCCUGUUGAUCUCUGGACUAAAAUCUAUGCAUCUAACCCCGAGGAUUCGUUUACUCUCUCGAUCUUGAAACCGCCGUCGAAACAUUCUGAUAUUAAAGAGAUACAGUGUUUUUAUGAAACUUUUACUCUGGAAGACAGGAUGCUUGAACCUGGUGACACUUUAACUAUUUGGGUUUCUUGUAAGCCCAAGGACAUCGGUUUACAUACCACUGUUGUUACUGUUGACUGGGGAAGUGAUAGAGUUGAGCGGGUUGUUUUCCUUUUGGCUGAGGAUAAGAUAUCGAGUUCUCUGACUUCUAAUAGGCCUUACUCAAGAAGUAAGAGGGCUCCGAAGAAAGAUUUUGCUGUGGAUGAUUAUGUCAUGGGAUCACGACCUUCAAAGGUGGUAGAACAACGUAGGUUUAAAAAUAGGCUUCCUCGGUAUGAAAUUCCAAAGGAGAUUAGAGAGAUGAUCGAGAAUAAACAAGUCCCCGAUGAUUUGAACGAAGGUCUUACAGCAAGGAACUAUGCAAACUACUAUAAAACUUUAUUGAUUAUGGAAGAAAUACAACUCGAGGAAGACAUGCGAGCUUAUGAUAUGGAAAAUGUUUCUAUGAGGAGAAGGGGUAUCUAUUUGUCUCUCGAAGUUCCUGGCCUUGCUGAGAGAAGACCUUCCCUUGUCCAUGGAGACUUCAUCUUUGUAAGACAUGCCUAUGAUGAUGGAACUGACCAUGCUUAUCAGGGCUUUGUACACCGCGUAGAGGCGGAUGAAGUACAUUUGAAGUUUGCCCCUGAGUUCCACCAACGCCACACAGCUGGGAGUGUCUAUAAUGUGAGGUUCACAUACAAUCGAAUCAACACUAGAAGGUUGUAUCAGGCUGUUGAUGCGGCAGAAAUGUUGGAUCCAAACUUCCUUUUCCCAUCCUUGCACUCUGGGAAAAGGAUGAUAAAGACAAAACCCUUCGUGCCCAUUUCACCAGCUCUUAAUGCAGAGCAGAUUUGUUCCAUUGAAAUGGUUCUUGGCUGCAAAGGAGCACCACCAUAUGUAAUCCAUGGACCUCCUGGUACUGGGAAAACCAUGACUUUGGUGGAGGCUAUAGUUCAACUUUAUACGACACAGAGAAAUGCUCGGGUUCUUGUCUGUGCUCCCUCCAAUAGUGCAGCUGAUCAUAUUUUAGAGAAGCUCCUUUGUCUAGAAGGAGUUCGCAUCAAGGACAAUGAGAUUUUCAGGCUGAAUGCAGCUACUCGCGCAUAUGAAGAAAUCAAGCCUGAGAUUAUCCGCUUUUGCUUCUUUGAUGAGUUAAUUUUCAAGUGCCCGCCUCUCAAAGCUUUGACUCGUUACAAACUCGUUGUGUCAACUUAUAUGAGUGCAUCCCUUCUUAACGCAGAAGGUGUAAAUCGUGGUCACUUCACUCAUAUUUUCUUAGAUGAGGCUGGUCAAGCUUCAGAGCCUGAAAAUAUGAUUGCUGUAUCAAAUCUCUGCCUUACAGAAACUGUGGUUGUGCUUGCUGGAGAUCCAAGGCAGUUGGGUCCGGUUAUAUACUCAAGAGAUGCUGAGUCACUAGGCUUGGGGAAAUCAUACUUGGAAAGAUUGUUUGAGUGUGACUAUUACUGCGAAGGGGAUGAGAAUUAUGUAACGAAGCUAGUCAAGAACUACAGAUGCCACCCAGAGAUUCUUGAUCUCCCGUCAAAGCUCUUCUAUGAUGGAGAACUGGUAGCUUCCAAAGAAGACACAGACUCUGUUCUUGCCUCGUUAAACUUUCUUCCGAACAAAGAAUUUCCAAUGGUUUUCUAUGGGAUCCAAGGAUGCGAUGAGAGGGAAGGUAACAAUCCGUCCUGGUUCAACCGUAUAGAGAUCAGCAAAGUUAUAGAGACAAUCAAGAGAUUAACAGCGAAUGACUGUGUGCAAGAAGAGGAUAUCGGAGUUAUAACUCCUUACAGGCAGCAAGUAAUGAAGAUCAAGGAGGUUCUGGACAGGUUAGAUAUGACUGAAGUCAAAGUUGGUAGUGUAGAGCAAUUCCAAGGUCAAGAGAAACAGGUAAUUAUCAUUUCAACUGUUAGAUCUACUAUCAAACACAAUGAGUUCGAUAGAGCCUAUUGUCUGGGCUUCCUGAGUAAUCCAAGGAGGUUUAAUGUCGCCAUAACCCGUGCAAUCUCUCUGCUAGUGAUCAUCGGAAACCCACAUAUCAUAUGCAAGGACAUGAACUGGAACAAGCUUUUGUGGCGAUGUGUGGAUAACAAUGCUUACCAAGGAUGCGGUUUACCAGAGCGGGAGGAGUUUGUGGAGGAACCAUUCAAUCAAGAAGGAAGCAGCAAUGGGCCUCAAUACCCUCCAGAAGCUGAGUGGAACAACAGUGGAGAGCUCAACAAUGGUGGUGCGAAUGAGAAAGGACAAUGGUCUGAUGGGUGGAACAACAAUACCGACACAAAGGAAAAUAAUGAAUGGUCUGAUGGAUGGAACAACAAUGGCGGUGGGACAAAGAAGAAGGAUGAAUGGUCUGAUGGGUGGGACAACAGUGGCGGUACAAAUGGGAUCAAUCAAGAAGGAAGCACCAACGCUCCUCAAUACCCUCAAGAAGCCGAGUGGAACGAUAGUGGCGAGGUCAAGAAUGGUGGCACAAAGGAGAAAGGUGAAUGUUCUGAUGGGUGGAACAACAAUGGCUCCACAAUGGAGAAAGAUGUCUGGUCUGAUGGGGGAAACAACAAUGGUGGAACACAGGGAAAAGAAGAAUGUUCUGAUGGUUGGAAAAACGGCGGCAGUGGUGAAGAGAUCAAGAAUGGUGGUAAAUUUGAAACCGGAGGUGAUUUUGUAGCCAAGGAAGAAGAUGAGUGGUCUGAUGGGUGGAAGUAAAUUAAAAAAAAAAAAAACAGGGUAAUAAGGGAAAAAUGUUCGUGGAUGGACCAAAGGUUGUUAUUUUGAAUUUGUUCAUAUAUUCUUGUCUAUCUCUGAACCUUUGGUUUUUUUUGCAGAGUCUCAUUUUAAAUGCAUUAUUGGUGUGUAUAACAUUAUGGAAACUGUUUUAUUAAUAUUUAAUAGGGCUAUCAAA
This is a messenger RNA of Arabidopsis lyrata subsp. lyrata, 3371 nucleotides long. Its product is annotated as probable RNA helicase SDE3. NCBI's taxonomy places the organism in Eukaryota, Viridiplantae, Streptophyta, Magnoliopsida, Brassicales, Brassicaceae. The record is from RefSeq and is a predicted model, not a curated record. Gene Ontology annotation, molecular function: RNA binding; 5'-3' RNA helicase activity. Bases 116 to 3175 code for a protein of 1019 amino acids. The transcript is spliced from 5 exons.